CUUGACGCCAUUAGCCACCACCAUUCACAAGAUCGAUCGACUAGUCCAGCUUCAAGGUCCAGAGAGCCCCUCCUCUACCUCUCGCCCUCGCUAUAUAUAGACACGGCAGCCAGCCAUCGACUGCUCACUCCAAUUAAACACCAUCCCCUCCCUGCAAACAUCCGUCUAUACAGUACAGGCAUCCAUACAUACGGCCGAGCUCCAUCCCCUCCCCUCCAGUCCAAGUCCAAGCUAAGCUAGCCAGUCUGGGGGGAGAGAAUUGCUGGCUGUGGCCGAGAGAGAGAGAGAGGUGAAGGAGGAGGAGAGAAUUGGAAGGGGAGGUGAGGAUGGGGAUGCGGCCUGGAUGGGUGGGUGGGCUGGUGGAGGAGACCUUCUUCGUGGCGUGCGAGGCGCACGAGAGCCGCAAGAAGAACGAGAAGAACAUCUUCUGCCUCGCCUGCUGCACCAGCAUCUGCCCGCACUGCGCCCCCGCCCACCGCCACCACCCGCUCAUCCAGGUGCGGAGGUACGUGUACAACGACGUGGUGCGCCUGGACGACCUUGAGAAGCUCAUCGACUGCUCCUUUGUUCAGCCCUACACGAUUAACAGCGCCAAGGUGAUCUUCCUGAAGCCGAGGCCUCAGUCCAGGCCCUUCAAGGGCUCCGGCAACAUCUGCCUCACCUGCGACAGGAUCCUCCAGGAGCCCUUCCACUUCUGCUGCCUCUCCUGCAAGGUGGAUCAUGUCAUGAUGCAGGGCGGCGACCUGUCCAACAUCCUCUACGUGUCCGGCGAGCCCGACGUCGCCUGCUUCCCGAGGUUCGAGAACCUCCGCGUCGGCGGCGGGUCGGCGGACCUCCUGGACGACGUGGACGUCGCGGGCGGGCAGAUCACCCCGAACUCCAUCCUCGAGGUCUCGCUGCACCACCACUACGGCGGCGGCUCCAGCAACAACCGUAGCGGCGGCGGCAGCAGCCGAAAUGCGCGGGGCUUCGAAGCGGCAGCCGGCGCCGACGUGCCGAGGAAGAAGAAGUCAGGGGGCUUCUUCCCCCAGAUCGUCAUGUCGCUCAACAACAGGAGGAAGGGGGCGCCCCACAGGUCCCCGUUCGCAUGAUCGAUCAACGCAUGCAUGCAUGGAUCGCUACCUAGUACAGUUCGAUCAUCCCCCCCUAUAUAUGUGUGUUCAUUACUAGCUACUAAGUAGUAGUACUAUUAGCAGUACCUAGCUACCUUAAUUGUAAUCCUAUGAUUAGUCAUGUAGAGAGAGAAACAGAAGGUUUGAUGGUGAGAGGGAGAGACGGUCUUUGCUGGUAGGGUCAGGUCAUCUUAGGGCAGUGUUUUGAGAAGACUUGAGAGGAGGAGGACAGAGAGGGGGAGAGAGAGAAAGAGCAGCAGAGAGAGAAGAAGCUAAUUAGCCUGCUUGCAACUUCCCCCGUUACAGGACUAGGUGGGCACGGCGGCCUGUUGGGGCGCCUGAUUCAGGGUGCCCCAAGAGGUGCGUGGCCACCAAUUUUGUACUUGAUGUAACGGGGGUCACGGUGCAGGCGCAGCUUACACUUCCAUGACUAUAUAUAUAUUGUCCCCACAUAUAUGUAACAAUCAAUAAUAGUGCUGUGUUGUCAA
This is a messenger RNA of Hordeum vulgare subsp. vulgare (domesticated barley), 1600 nucleotides long. Its product is annotated as protein RGF1 INDUCIBLE TRANSCRIPTION FACTOR 1-like. Bases 327 to 1091 code for a protein of 254 amino acids. Gene Ontology annotation, molecular function: zinc ion binding. The record is from RefSeq and is a predicted model, not a curated record. NCBI's taxonomy places the organism in Eukaryota, Viridiplantae, Streptophyta, Magnoliopsida, Poales, Poaceae. The transcript has 4 exons.